This is a messenger RNA of Gloeophyllum trabeum ATCC 11539, 504 nucleotides long. RefSeq lists its product as uncharacterized. The transcript is spliced from 2 exons. The coding region runs from base 203 to 496 and encodes 97 amino acids. NCBI's taxonomy places the organism in Eukaryota, Fungi, Basidiomycota, Agaricomycetes, Gloeophyllales, Gloeophyllaceae. The record is from RefSeq and is a predicted model, not a curated record.
CAAGGACGGACUGUCCAGACAAACGUCGGAGAUGGACUCUAUAUUCUAGAGGGGUUUCUCAAAAACAGUCUUUGCUGAACGCUCCUCCCUCUGGUCGAGGGGCCAUGAAGCAGGAUCACCUGGAGACUUCCCACAUGUACUGCGUGUCGUGUAUCCAUAUAACAAAUGCGCCACCAGCAUCCUAAAAGAUGUGUCCAACGAGAUGUCGAGUGCAACCAAAGCUGUUGCACUAUCACAAAGCAAACACGAGCAUAAGGUAAGGGCAAUGGACCGUGUCGCUCAUAGCAUCCAUUUUCUAGAUGGAUGCCAACAUCCUGUGAAGACGUCGCUUGCCUUCUCGGCUGACUUCUCGAAAGUUCAAACCCUUGCUCAAUUCGACAAGGUAAGACGCCUUGGUUCAUGGCGUCUUACAGCCCGGUCGAACUUCCCAUCCCAAUCUUUCCCCGUAUUUUCCGCUGUCCACGCCGGUAUUUAUACUGUCCACAUACUCUACUAGAUUCUGGC